Molecule: messenger RNA, 2083 nt
Organism: Gadus morhua (Atlantic cod)
Lineage: Eukaryota; Metazoa; Chordata; Actinopteri; Gadiformes; Gadidae
Product: charged multivesicular body protein 4b
Exons: 5
Coding region: 128-805 (225 amino acids)
Biological process (GO): late endosome to vacuole transport via multivesicular body sorting pathway; vesicle budding from membrane
Cellular component (GO): ESCRT III complex; cytoplasmic side of plasma membrane; multivesicular body
Source: RefSeq, a predicted model, not a curated record
CCAGGAAGUAGAAAAAAAAAUAAUUUGGGCCAAGGCGAAGUGACAGUGUAGCAUAGGUAGCUAGCAAGGGUUUCCCUCAUAUUUGGCAAUAUUUUUAACAUUUUAUUUGUGUUUCGUCAUCAAGCAAAUGUCGCUGUUUGGUAAGAUAUUCGGCGGCGGGGGAAAGGGAGGGAAGGGGCCCAGCGCGCAGGAGGCGAUCCAGAAGCUGCGAGAAACAGAGGAUAUGCUAACCAAGAAGCAGGAAUUUCUAGAGAAAAAGAUUGACCAGGAACUAGUGACUGCGAAGAAAAACGGCACCAAAAAUAAGAGAGCGGCACUGCAGGCGUUGAAAAGAAAGAAGCGCUACGAGAAGCAGCUGGCGCAGAUCGACGGCACGCUGUCCACCAUCGAGUUCCAGCGGGAGGCCCUGGAGAACGCCAACACCAACACCGAGGUCCUCAAGAACAUGGGCUUCGCCGCCAAGGCCAUGAAGUCGGCCCACGAAAACAUGGACAUCGACAAGGUGGACGACCUCAUGCAGGACAUCACAGAGCAGCAGGAGGUGGCGCAGGAGAUCUCCGACGCCAUCUCCAAACCAGUGGGCUUCGGAGAGGAGUUCGACGAGGACGAGCUGCUGGCUGAGCUGGACGAGCUCGAACAGGAGGAGCUGGACAAGAACCUGCUGGAGAUCGGCGGGACGGAGAACGCCCAUCUGCCCAGCGUCCCGUCCACCUCACUGCCCUCCAGACCAGCAGCCAGAAAAGAGAAGGAGGAGGAUGAGGACGACAUGGAAGAUCUACAGCGCUGGGCAAUGGAGGCCAUGUGAGAACACCGACCUGACCGGCAUCCACCAGAGAACAGGAGACCGGCGCCAGAGAGAGACCUAGAGAAUAAUGGACCUGGAAUACAUCGACUAUGGGUGUUUCUGAAGGCUUGAGCUGAAGUCAAGCGACAAGUUGCCAGAAUUGUUUUUUUGUUUUUGUUUCCUUUAUUCUCCCUCUGGCCUUCGAUUGCAGAGGAAAAAUCCUCAGUUUCCAGCGAUUCUAAAGAGCAUGGCAAAGGUUUGUCCCUCAUCAAGGGCUCUCAUGGCCCAAUAGGCUGCUGAUAGAACAUACGCGUCAUAUGUUCGGCGGUUCAAUAUUUGGAUUAUUGUCCGACUCUAUUCUAAUGUUAAUAACGAAUGGAAAAGGGAAUCUUUGGGAGCUGAACCUUGAAACGCCUGCUACGAACAUAUAUACCCCUUUUCCUUCAUGAAUUUUGGUGUUUUCCAUAGGAAAUAUAUGAAUGAUUCUUAAACUGAUUAGAAUCAUUCAUAUGUUAUAAUAUACUUAUAUUAAUUAUAUUAUACUUAGUAAUAUACUUAUUGUUUGGUUAAGCACUCCCCAAAAGCUGCGACUGAGUCUUGGCAUGCUUUGGUUAUGAAGCUUGGAACAGUCUUUGUUAUCCAGUUUACUGUUCUUCCCAAACGGUUUUGCUUUGCUGUUGAUUUUGUUUGUGUUUGUUAAAGCCCUUUCCCAACUAUGCCUGUACCUUGUGACACUUCAAUGGCUUUUGCUGUUCCCCAGAAGACCAGAAGCUUCCCGCCAACUGGUUAUUUGAUGUUAAUAUCUAAAAUGUGCUCCUUUAUUGUUUUGCAGUUUGUCAUAGUUGUGUUUUUUUGCUGACAACCGCAAGUGUUUUGAACGGUUAUACUGUGUGAAGCGUUUCAACCAAGGGAAGGCAUUGAAAUCAUUGCACGACUGAACCAACAGAGAUUUAUCCUGAUACUUUCAUUGUAUUUUCUGUCUGGGUCACGUCAGUUUUCUUUGGGCACUAUGGGUUUUGUUUUUAUUAUUAAUUUAGAAUUGUACAAUAGGCAGAAAAAGGAAGCAUUUCAUAAUGUAUUAAUGUAACUGACAAAGAGAUAUUGGUUUAUAUAUGCUAUGAUUAGUUUCCCUACAUUUCCAGUGUUUUUGGAUUUGAGUCAUUUUAGUUUUGCUAAAAUAUGAUGUACAUUUUUUACAUAUACAAUAUGUAACACUAGAAUGGACAUGCAUGUCUACAUUUCAACCGUUUAUUUAUCACAUUAUUUGACAAAUCAUUAAAAUUUCCAAUUGUAUUUCUA